GUCACCCGCCGCCGCGCCCUCCUCCCCCAACGCAACGCUUCUCUCCGGCCCGCUCGCCGCCGCCGCCGCAGCGUUUCUCCAGCCCCCGCGCCGCUCAUCUAGCCGCGCUAGCGCAAGCGCCACCGCCGUUGAGUGGUGUAGUUUGAUUACUUCCUGGCCAUCUAUUCCAGCUCUAGGCGCGCUUCACUUUCGGUUCCGUUGCUGGGAGCCGGGUUUCUCCCAGGAUGUCGCCGGCUGCCGGGGAGGUCGCUGGAGCCCGCGGAGAGGGAGGCGGCGUGGAGGCGCAGAGAGUCUUCAUAAGCGCCGGCUGCAACCGUGUGGUGAACAACGUCUCUUGGGGAGCUUGCGGCCUCGUGGCCUUCGGCGCCCAGAACGCCGUCGCCCUCUUCUCUCCCCAGAGAGGUGAGAUCGUGACAACGCUUCCGGGGCAUAAAGCGCCGGUGAACUGCACGCUAUGGCUUCCCACGAAGAAGGAUGUGCUCCAAGUUCGUGGCAGGGAGACAUACUAUCUACUCUCAGGAAGUGCAGACGGUGCAAUAAUGGCAUGGAAGAUUGGUUCUGGGAAGGGAGAUUGGUCUCAUGUGUUGAAGCUUCCAGUGAUGCAUAAGAAAGGGAUCACCUGUCUUGCUGGAAGGAUGGUGUCUGAUACUAUUGCAAUUUUUGCUUCUACUUCAUCGGAUGGUAUUGUGGUUAUUUGGGAAAUGGUGAUUGAGCCCACCCCUGGUGGCAGCUGCAAAGUGUCUUGCCUGCAUACUUUGUCCGUUGGUUCAAAACCAAUGGUUUCACUUUCAUUAGCAGUGUUACCAGAACAGGGAAGCCAUCUAAUUUUGGCAAUGGGUGGUCUAGAUCAUAAGAUCCACAUUUAUUGUGGGGAUAGGUCGGGCAAGUUUAUUAAAGCUUGUGAACUUAAGGGUCAUUCUGAUUGGAUCAGAAGUUUAGACUUUUCUAUACCCGUGACAAUAAGCAGUGAAAAGCACAACCUUUUCCUUGUUAGCUCGUCUCAGGACAGAACCAUUCGGAUAUGGAAAAUGGAUUCAGAAGCUGUUUCUUCCGGGUCCACAGCACAAUUGAGGAAGGCAAAUAUUGAAAUGACCUCCUAUAUUGAGGGACCACUUUUUGUAGCUGGUAAUACGAGCUAUCAAGUAUCACUGGAAUCUCUUCUUGUUGGCCAUGAAGAUUGGGUAUAUUCCGUAGAGUGGCAACCGCCUACACUGUUACCUGGGAAUGAAGCUCAUCAGGUGAUGAGUAUACUAUCAGCAUCCAUGGACAAGAUGAUGAUGAUAUGGAGGCCAGAGAAAAAUACCGGCCUUUGGAUUAAUUCAGUGACUGUUGGUGAAUUAAGUCAUUCAGCACUUGGAUUUUAUGGUGGACACUGGCAGCCUGAUGGAAAAUCGAUUCUUGCACAUGGCUAUGGUGGUUCCUUUCAUAUGUGGAGAGAUGUAGGACUGGAUUCUGAAAAUUGGCAGCCUCAGAUAGUCCCGUCUGGUCAUUUUGCACCUGUGUCUGACUUAACAUGGGCAAGAUCUGGUCAAUAUUUGUUAUCCGUUAGUCAUGACCAGACAACACGUAUAUUUGCUCCUUGGAGAAAUCAAGUUAACCCUGGAGACAUGAUCUAUUGGCGCGAAAUUGCACGUCCACAAAUUCAUGGCCACGAUAUUAACUGUGUGGCAUUCAUUCAGGGUAGUGGGAACCACCGCUUUGUUAGUGGUGCUGAUGAAAAGGUCUCUAGAGUCUUUGAAGCUCCCUUAUCAUUUUUGAAGACCCUACAACAAGCAACUUUGUUGAAACCUGACAUCUCUGAUGAUUUUGACAAUGUACAAGUCCUUGGAGCAAAUAUGUCUGCUCUCGGGCUUUCACAGAAACCCAUAUAUACACAUGGAGUCAAGGAAUCCCCAAGCAGUAAUUCUAGUGAUGGUCCAGAUUCUAUGGAAACAAUUCCUGAUGCAGUUCCUACUGUUUUUACCAAGCCCCCUGUGGAGGACCAACUUGCAUGGAAUACUCUAUGGCCUGAAUCGCACAAACUAUAUGGUCAUGGAAACGAGCUCUUCUCGAUAUGCUGUGAUUAUGAAGGGAAGCUUGUUGCAUCAUCUUGCAAGGCUCAAUCAGCGCCAGUUGCUGAGAUCUGGCUCUGGGAAGUUGGAACAUGGAAAGCUGUUGGGCGCUUGCAAUCCCACAAUCUUACAGUGACACAAAUGGAGUUCUCUCGUGAUAAUGCUUUUCUCUUGAGUGUCUCGAGGGAUCGCCAUUUGUCGAUCUUUUCAAUCAGGAAAACCAAGGAAGGAGUGGAACACCAUCUUGUUACAAAGCAUGAAGCACACAAAAGAAUUAUUUGGGCAUGCUCAUGGAACCCCUUUGGUUAUGAAUUUGCAACCGGAUCAAGGGACAAGACUGUCAAGAUAUGGUGUGUUCAAGAUGCGUCUUCUGUGAAGCUGCUUGCAACAUUGCCUCAGUUCCGUGACAGUGUCACUGCACUGGCAUGGAUGGGCCGUGACCGUGCUUCCAAUGCCGGUAUUCUCGCUGUUGGCAUGGAUGAUGGUUUAAUCGAGCUCUGGAGCGUGUCAGGUGGAAGAGCUUCUGCAGGCAGUACUCCAGACUCGUCUCUGCUCAGUGCAGCGUGUAUGCUCCAAUUUGACCCUCUGCUGUGUCACGUGUCAACCGUGCACCGUUUACGGUGGCAGGAACCCGACUCAUCUGAUGAGAAAUCAGCACUUGAGCUGGCUUCGUGUGGAGCUGAUCACUGUGUGAGGGUGUUUGAUGUCCAUUGCAGGACAUAGAUCAAUGCAUCCAGAUUUAGUAGAUCAAACUGUUACGUGUCUGGCAGUUUUUUGUCGAUGUCUGCCAAGAUGUGUUGUAAAACUAGUCCUGAUAAUCAAAAAAUAGCUUUGUCAUGAAACAUUUGAUGUCCAUAUGUAACAGUAGUUUAGUGGUAAAAGAUGCAGUGUUGCCUCUCUCUCAUAUGAUCACGAAAGAAGAGGUCGAGUUAUUAGUGGUGACACAUUGCUGAAACACAUGUGCAAGCAUAUUUUUUUGUGAUU
Messenger RNA from Panicum hallii, 3035 nucleotides. Its product is annotated as elongator complex protein 2. Gene Ontology annotation, cellular component: elongator holoenzyme complex. The record is from RefSeq and is a predicted model, not a curated record. Gene Ontology annotation, biological process: tRNA wobble uridine modification. NCBI's taxonomy places the organism in Eukaryota, Viridiplantae, Streptophyta, Magnoliopsida, Poales, Poaceae. Gene Ontology annotation, molecular function: protein binding. The transcript has 10 exons. Bases 225 to 2774 code for a protein of 849 amino acids.